Drosophila biarmipes is the source of this 1411-nucleotide messenger RNA. Its product is annotated as gustatory and pheromone receptor 39a. NCBI's taxonomy places the organism in Eukaryota, Metazoa, Arthropoda, Insecta, Diptera, Drosophilidae. Bases 254 to 1402 code for a protein of 382 amino acids. Gene Ontology annotation, cellular component: axon; neuronal cell body; dendrite. The transcript has 4 exons. Gene Ontology annotation, biological process: sensory perception of taste. The record is from RefSeq and is a predicted model, not a curated record.
GUGUUUUUAGAACGGCUCCUCACCGAAAUCCACACUAUAAGGAAGCAGCAGCUUUAUUGGCUUGGUCCAUGAUAUGAUUCUUUUAAUUAAAAACAAAAUUUUUUUGAGGUCAAAGAGCAAUAAGUUUCCCAUAGCUCUGUGUAUCCAGACGCUUUUACGUACAGGGUAUGUAAAACAAAUCUGGCUAAUGGUCGGUUACCCACUAGAAUAGCACUUCGUCCAGAUUCAUUCUACAGCUGGACAUUCAUUCGCCAUGGACGACUUUCAGCCGGGGGAACUGUGUGCUUACUACCGCCUGUGUCGGUACCUGGGCAUAUUCUGCAUCGACUACAAUCCCACCAAGAAGAGGUUCCUCUUGCGGCGCAGUAUCGUCUGCUACGUGGUGCACUUUGCCCUGCAAACCUAUUUGGUGGGUUGCUUGGUGGUCAUGGUCAUGUUUUGGCGAAGAUGCUUCAGGAGCGAGCUGAAUGCGACCGGAAACCACUAUGACAAGCUAGUAAUGGUGAUGGCCCUGGGCAUCCUCAUCGUCCAGAAUGCCUGGCUCAUUUGGCUGCAGUCGCCGCACCUUCGGAUCGUCAGGAAAAUAGAGUUUUAUCGCCGGAAGCACCUGGCUAAGGUGCGACUAGAGCUGCCCAAUCGCCUGCUCUGGGUGAUCAUCGCCACCAAUCUCUUUUACACGGCUAACUUCAUCAGGACCUGCAUUUUCGAGUGGCUGUCGGAUGCCUCGCUGUUCUUCGUGCUCACCACGCUGGGAUUUCCUUUGCGAUAUCUGGUCACUAGCUUUACCAUGGGCACCUACUUCUGCAUGGUGCACAUCCUGCGCUUGGUGCUCAUCUGGAAUCAGUCGCAGAUCACUACACUCCUCGAGCAAUCGGGAGAUCUCAAAAAGAGCAGCGCCCUCGUCCUUCGUUUGCGUGGAUGUCUGGAGCUGCACGAUCGCCUGGUGCUGCUCUGCAAUGAUGAAAUUAGCCUGGUUUACGGCUUCAUCGCCUGGCUGUCGUGGAUGUUCGCCUCCCUGGAUGUAUCUGGCUUCAUUUAUCUGACCAUGGUGGUUCAGACCCAGAAACCGCUCGUUCUAAAACUGGUGACCAGCAUUUUGUGGCUUUCGCCAAGCUUUAUGAUCUGUGCCGCCUGUUUCAUGAGCAACCGCGUCGGCAGUGCGGCUAACAAAACAGCAAAGAUAUUGGCUAAAGUCCCUAGAACCGGAACUGGUUUAGAUAGAAUGAUUGAAAAGUUCCUACUGAAGAACCUUCGACAGCAGCCCAUUCUGACAGCCUAUGGCUUUUUCGCCCUGGAUAAAAGCACUUUGUUUAAGCUGUUUACGGCAAUCUUUACGUACAUGGUGAUUUUGGUUCAGUUCAAGGAAAUGGAGAACUCUACGAAGACGGUUAACAAAUUUUGAUAACUCACC